GACUUGGUGGCUACCGCCCUCGAAGCAGAGAAGCCUGAAACGACACUCGCAUCGGUGGAACGCACCGAUGCUGCUAUGGCCAGUGAAUCCAAUCCGGACCUGGCGCGCAUGGUCUCCAACGCAAUGAUCGAGAGAUGCCGAGAGGCCAACGUCAACAUGGUGGGAAGCUCUGGGAAUGUGCCAGAGGAGUUGGUGCGAUCAGCGGUGGAGACCGCACUCCAAAGUGAACUGGCUCAGGCAGAGACCAGGCCUGACGUCUCUGCGGACGCCAGCCAUUCGGCCUAUGAUGCUGAAGUGGCACUCUUUGAGAACAGGUCGAUGGCAGAAGUCUCAGAGUUGGUGAAAUCCGCUGUGGAAGAGGCCGUGCAAUGCGAGCUGGCAAGUCAAGCGGAGGCCUCCGUGGGCGGGGACGGCCACUCAGCGGCCGUUGACGCAGAUGUGGCGCUCCUUGCGCACCGCUCUGUGCAGGAGGUUCUCAGUGCUGUGGCCCAGCGGUCAGAGGCAGAGCAACCACCGGCAGUGCCCGAGCAGCCAGCGGAGGUUCAGCCCUCGCAGCCAGUGGCACCAGCGCAGCCGGAGCUUCCGGUAACACUUGAGCAGCCAGUGGCCCCAGAGCAGCCAGUGCAGC
Molecule: messenger RNA, 628 nt
Organism: Durusdinium trenchii
Lineage: Eukaryota; Dinophyceae; Suessiales; Symbiodiniaceae
Source: the annotation of a GenBank genome assembly